GCAAUUUUUAAGUGAGGGGGUGUAAUGAGACCUGAAGUGAGGGGAGGGGAAGAAAGGGCGAAGGUGGAUGGAUGGUUGCGGCGCCUGAGUUGAGCCACGCCGUCAAGAUUCAAUUUGUGUAUGCUAUUUCUUCUUAACCUCAAAUCCCUUUCUUCUCCUUCACCUAGAUUCCUACUUCUUCUUCUGUAGAGCCGCCAUUUUCAUGUAUCCAUGUAUGGUGUAGCUUCUCUACUCAAUGACCCUCUGCUUUUGCGUUAGAGCUUCAAAAGCUAUUGCUACCACCACUGCUAUUUACCCUUUUUGUUUCAAGGUACGCCAUCUCUUUCCCUUCUCUUCAUUCCUCCAUUCCUGCACUUUAAACAACGCUAUUGCAACGCUCUCGGAAACCCAUUAUAGAGAUCUUAUCUUUGAUACCAUUAAAGAAAAGCCUUGGGCUUUUUGCAACAAUAACUGGGUCUCUGAUCAAUUUGGUGCUGUGAUCACCGACCCUCAUUUGUUAAUUCGAGUCCUUCAUUCCAUUCGAAUUAGACCUAGAGUUGCCUUGCGUUUCUUCCGAUGGGUAAUGGCUCAACCCGAUUUUAAGGGGUCGGAAUUUGUGUUUUGUGCUAUUCUUGAUAUUCUUGUUCAGAAUAAUUUGAUGAGGUCUGCGUAUUGGGUGAUGGAGAGGGUGGUUAGCAUUGAAAUGCACGGAGUUGUCGAUCUUUUAAUAGCUGGGCAUAUUUGUUUAAAAGCUUCAAUUAAGCUUCUUGAUAUUCUGUUGUGGAUAUACACGAAGAAAUCAAUGGUUGAAGAAUGCUUGUUGGUUUUUGAUAAAAUGAUUCGGAAUGGUUUACUGCCUGAUGUUAAGAACUGUAAUAGGAUUCUCAGGGUUCUAAGAGAUGAUAAUCUUCUGAGUAAAGCUAAAAAUGUGUAUGGGAUGAUGGAACAGUUUGGGAUAAAGCCAACUGUUGUCACUUAUAAUACUAUGCUGGAUUCCUAUUGCAAGGAGGGGAGAGUAGAUCAAGCUUUAGAGCUUUUAUCAGAGAUGCAAGAGAGAGGGUGUUACCCAAAUGAUGUAACAUAUAAUGUGUUGGUCAAUGGGUUGUCGAAGAAAGGGGAGCUUGAACAAGCAAAGGGACUCAUUGAGGAGAUGUUGAACUCUGGGCUCAAUGUUUCAGCAUACACAUAUAAUCCGUUGAUCAAUGGUUUUUGCAAGAAAGGAUUGUUUGUUGAAGCUUUUGGUCUUGUGGAAGAAAUGAUGAAUAGAAGAGCUUUCCCUACUUUAUCAACUUAUAAUACUCUGAUGCACGGCCUUUGCAAGUGGGGGCAAGUGACUGAUGCUAGACUGCGGUUUUCUGAUAUGUUGAAUAGCAAGUGUACGCCUGACAUAGUUUCAUUCAAUAUCUUACUGCAUGGUUACUGUAGGACUGGGUGUAUAAGUGAGGCUUUUCUAUUGUUUGAUGAAUUGAAAUGCAGAGAUCUUGUUCCGACUGUGGUAACAUAUAAUACACUUAUAUAUGGUCUUUGCAUGUGGGGUUACUUGGAUGUUGCUUUGCGGUUGAAAAAGGAAAUGACUGAUCAAGGGUUAUUCCCUGAUAUCUUUACCUAUACUAUACUGGUUAAUGGUUGUUUCAAGUUGGGGCAUUCAUCAAUGGCCAGAGACUUCUUUAAUGAGAUGUUGUGCCAAGGGUUGAAGCCUGAUCGUUUUGCUUACAUUACUCGAAUAGUAGGAGAAAUGAAGAUUGGAGAUACAUCUGUAGCGUUUAGCAUGCGAGAAGAAAUGUUGGCAGCGGGUUUUCCUCCAGAUGUCGUCACAUACAAUGUUUUUGUGCAUGCACUUUGCCAACAGGGAAAUUUUGAAGAGGCAUGUGAUCUAUUAGAGAACAUGGUGCGUGAUGGUCUUGUUCCGGAUCAUGUCACGUACACUAGUAUCAUUAAUGGUUUCGUGAAAAAUGGGCACUUGAGGAAGGCUAGAGAGGUUUUCAAUGAAAUGCUCAGCAAGGGUGUAGCCCCUUCUGUAGUAACGUAUACAGUUCUCAUUCAUGCACAUGCAGCUAAGCAAAUGCUGGAUCUAGCGUUUAUGUACUUCUCGAAAAUGCUGGAGAAGAGUGUUCCAGCAAACGUGAUUACGUACAAUGCAAUAAUUAAUGGUCUUUGUAUGGCAAGGAGAAUGGACGAGGCUUAUAAAUAUUUUGAUGAGAUGGAAGAAAAAGGAAUUCUUCCAAAUAAAUUCAGUUAUACCAUAUUAAUAAAUGAGAGCUGCAAUAUGGAUUAUUGGGAGGAAGCUCUAAGAUUGUACAGGGAAAUGCUAGAUAGAAAUAUUCAGCCUGAUUCUUUUACACAUAGCGUGCUUCUGAAGAAUCUACAUAGGGAUUAUAAAGUUCAUGCAGUACAGUGUGUAGAGAGUCUGAUUCAAAAUGUCGAAGAUAAUGUUAAUGCCAGGUGAUGAUAAAGGAAAUGAUGGAUUCCAGGAAUCUCAAGUUAGAGACUAAUGUAUUUAGUUUAUAAUUAUCCUAUCGAGCGAUGGUUAACCUCUCAGAAUUUCAUUGAAGCAAUUACCCUCAAACAAUUCAUUAAGAUAGAAAUGCUAAUUGGUGGUUUGGAAGCUUUAUGGAUUGAGGAUGCGUUUCAUAAUUCCUUUGUUGAUCCCUUAUGGAUCCAAGAGACAGCUGAAAUCAGUUUCUAUUGGACAAAGACGUUGGAUCGUCCCACAAGAUAUUUUAUAUAGCAUCAGGAUGUACACUGUACAGUCUCUACUGAGAGAAAUGAAGUUCUUGGACAUGUUUCAAUGGAAACAAGCUACCAAGUCUGAUGCCUUCAUCAAUCACUUACUGGAUUAGCCGAUCAAAUUAUACACAUUCUUGUAGUCAUGUCGUUAAGACAUUGAAGGUUCUCUCCAUUGUAUUAAUGAUGCAGCAGGUUUUGUUUUGUUUUUUUCUUUAAAUACUGUUUUAACUUUUAUGGAGCAAAAAUGAAACAACUCAAGGGCAUACAAAAAAAUCAAGCCUACUAACCAAGAGAACCCCACUAAAGAAAAGGGUUCAAUUAUACAAAAGAGUGACAAAAGGUCUUUGAAAUUGAGGCACAAAGACAAUGAAUCUAACAAAAGGAUCAAACAUCACAAGGAUCACUCCAGUUUUCGACCGUAUUAUUCAUGUUUUACAGCUUGAAUUCUAGGAUCAGUCUUCAACAUUACGAGGAUCACUCUCCAGUCUUCAACAUCACGAGGAUCACUCUCCAGUCUUCAACAGUAUUCACAUAGAGAUUCGAGUUGUAACUUCACUCACAUAAAACUAUAUGCAAUGUAUGAACUCUAUUAUAUUCUGCCUAAGGCCUGGGUGGUGUUCUCUCUGAAGUAUGGGCAUUUCUGUCGAAAACUUCUGAUACCUUAGUUUUAGUCUUACAGCUUUAUCUCAGUUAUUUAAGAUUCAAGUCAAA
Molecule: messenger RNA, 3417 nt
Organism: Cucumis melo (muskmelon)
Lineage: Eukaryota; Viridiplantae; Streptophyta; Magnoliopsida; Cucurbitales; Cucurbitaceae
Product: pentatricopeptide repeat-containing protein At1g22960, mitochondrial
Exons: 3
Coding region: 236-2425 (729 amino acids)
Molecular function (GO): protein binding
Source: RefSeq, a predicted model, not a curated record